Molecule: messenger RNA, 4908 nt
Organism: Rana temporaria (common frog)
Lineage: Eukaryota; Metazoa; Chordata; Amphibia; Anura; Ranidae
Gene: SYNRG
Product: synergin gamma
Exons: 19
Coding region: 53-3583 (1176 amino acids)
Cellular component (GO): clathrin coat of trans-Golgi network vesicle
Molecular function (GO): protein binding
Source: RefSeq, a predicted model, not a curated record
GUCGUUCUACUGGCGGAAGUAGGCUGUGCCCCUGUAUUUACAGCACGGAAAGAUGGCAAUGAGACCGGGAGCCGGGGGUGCCGGCAGUGGCAGUUUUGUAUUUCCUUUAGGGACCGGCAUUGGAUCAUCUCAAGGAAUGAUACCGAUGCAACAACAAACAGCCCGAUUUCCUAUGGUACCCAUGAUGCAAUCAAAUGUUCAAAAUAUGAUGGCCGUUGGAUAUAGUCCUCAGAUUCCCCAAGCAGCGAUGGCCAUGCAGGGUGGACUAUCUAUGGGCCCCAUGCAAGCAACACCAAUUACUUUUAUGGGUCAAACUGGCUACAUAGGAAUGGCUCCAGCCUCUGCAUACACUCAAGACAUGCAGAAGCAGUAUGUUGAAGAACAACAAAAGCGGUUUGAACAGCAGCAAAAAAUGUUAGAGGAAGAUAGAAAAAGAAGACAGUUUGAAGAACAAAAGCAGAAGUUACGAUUGCUAAGCGGCGUAAAACCCAAAACUGCUGAAAAAAAUAGAGAUGAUGCACUGGAAGCCAUUAAAGGAAACUUGGACGGAUUUUCCAGAGAUGCCAGAAUGCAUCCAACUCCUGUAAUGCAUGCCAGGAAUCCAGGCAAUGCUGUUGGCGUUAGGAUGUUCUCAAGUGAAACAACUGAAACGAUUCUGCCCUCGUGGAUUUACAAUGACAGUCUUGUUCCAGAUCUUUACAAAAGUAUUUUGGAUACAACCCUUACGCCAUCUGGAAUCGAUACAGCCAAGCUCUAUCCAAUUCUUUUGUCCUCUGGACUUCCUCGGGAAACACUGGGUCAAAUUUGGGCAACGGCAAACCAAACUACUCCAGGAAAGCUUACUAAAGAAGAAUUAUAUGUUGUGCUUGCCAUGAUUGGUAUUGCUCAGAGGGGAGAAUGUUCCUUGAAUAUGGACAUACUGAAUCAGUUUUCCUCAGCACCAAUACCAACUUUAAGUAGCUUUCCAGUAAAGUUUCCCUCGGCUGUAGAUCCGUUGCAUGGCUUGCAUCAAAGGCCUGCUGCCUCUAAGCCUCUGGACGUAAGCCAGCCAGUGGUCAAGAUGAAGAGUACACCAGCUGCUGCAGGAAAUGUCACAAUGCCGACUUUCAUGCCCUCCAACUUUACUCAGCCGCCUUUCAAGCCAGAAGAAGAUGAUUUCCAAGACUUUCAAGAGGCAUCUAAAUCUGGACCCAAUGAUGACUCUUUCCCUGAUUUCCAAAGUGAUAUGUCUAAAAUGUCAUCGUCAUUGUUGAAGAGCAGUGCUCCACCUUUGCUUAUGCCGUUGUCUGGAAAACAAGCACCUGUAGCUCCUGUGGUUGAUAAAUAUGCAGCAUUUAAAACAAUCAAUGUGAGCAGCAAACUGGAAAACACAAGUCACUUCUCAGGAGAAAGCUUUGCAGACUUCAAAUCUUCUUCAGCAGAUGAUGGAUUCACAGACUUUAAAACAGCAGACAGCAUAUCUCCUUUAGACACUCCGUUGAGAGAAACUCAGAUGUCUCUUGGCUUUCAUACUGGCCCUACCCAGAAAUCACCUACGCAACUGAAACCCUCAUCUGAUCUUUCAUUUUGCUCUGUGACAACCAAUGCUUUUCCAAAAACAUUCCAUGCACCCAAGCCCGUGUCAUUGCCUGUGCCUACACUUUCAUUAGCAGCAUCUUCAUUACCAUUAUCGUCUUCAUCAUCAUCAUCCACAUAUGUUUCUGUCUCAGCUGUGCCUGCUAAAAGUUCCUCCUUAUUUGAUGAUUUUGGAGACUUUACACUUUUUGGAGGGCCAGCCAGCACUACAUCUGCUGGUAGCCAAAAUGACUUUUCUGACUUCUUGACAAGUAAUAGCAUUUCUGCCGAACAAAAAACUGGAGACAAAUAUGAAGCUUUUAAGCAGGAAUCAAAUACAAUUGACCCAGUACGCUCUACAGGUUUAAACCAAAACCUUCAAACCACGUCAGCAUCCAGUAACAAAUAUGAUUUGUUUGAGCAUCUUUCUCUGGACAGUUCUUGCACAGGGUACGAUGAAUCUAAAGAUGCUGCCAGUCUCCCUAAAGACAGUGACUUCACAUUCCAGUAUGACAAAUUCACCACCGCUGAGAGCAACUCUGAAAAAUCUUUUGUGGACAAGUUUGCUGCUCUCAAGCAAACCAAAGAGGACUCGGUCUCUAUUAAGUCCUUAGACCUUCCUUCGAUCGGUGGCAGCAGCUUUGGGAAGGAUGACUCUGAAGAUGCACUUUCUAUCCAGUUUGACAUGAAGUUGUCAGAUUUGGGCGGGGAAUUGAAGCAUGGUAUGUCUGAUAGUUCUCUGGAUUUGCCAACGGUUAGUGGUCAGCAUCCGCCUGCCGCAGAUGAUUUUAAAGGCACCAAUGACAAUUCCUCCCUACUAAGCAGUUUGACAAUAUCUGACUGGUCAGAGAAGGACAACGCACACACGGACAAAAAACAGGCAGACUUUUUUUUCAGCACCGACUACACUGCUGGCUCUUCAACAUCCAUGUUCUCCAAGAAGGAAACAUCAUUUGGAAGUACUGAAAACCUUACUAUGACCACUGUAUCGAAAAUAACGACCUUCUCCAGUAACAUCUAUGCUCCAGAGGACAACUCGGCAUUUGGUGCAAGCACUAAAGGACACGUUGAGAAAGCAAGUGGCAUGUUCUCAGGUGGCCUCGAAGAUAUUUCUUCUCUUACUUUGGGGCACAGUGAAGAAAGCCAUGAUCUGCCUUCCUCUAGUGUCGCUUCAGAACUAAAGAAUAUAGAUGAUUUUGGUGAAUUUCAAAGCGAGAAGCCCAAAAUCAGUAAAUUUGACUUUCUUUUGGCCAAUGCUCAAGGAAAAAUGAAAUCAAGCGAAGAAAUGAUUAAGACAGAACUUGAAACAUUGGAUCUUUGUGCUCAAGGAUCCCAUAAGAGAAGCCUUAGCCUUGGGGAUAAAGAAAUAGCUAAAACUCCACCUGCUGCAGAGCCAGCAUUCAGAGACAGGUCUCACACUGUUACUGAGAAGCCCGCAUUACCUGUGAUUAGAGACAAGUACAAAGAUCUCACAGGAGAAGUUGAGGAGAGUGAAAGGUAUGCAUAUGAAUGGCAGCGUUGUUUGGAAAGUGCUCUGCAGGUCAUCAAAAAGGCAAAUGAUGCUCUCAAUGGAAUUAGCAGUUCAGCAGUCUGUACAGAAGUUAUCCGAUCGGCACACGGAAUGGAAUAUUUAUUAGGUGUCAUCGAGGUGUACAGAGUGACCAAGCGAGUAGAAUUGGGGAUAAAGUCCACUGCAGUGUGCAGUGAGAAACUGCAGCACUUAGUGAGGGAGAUUGACAAACUUUGGAAUAACUUAAUAGGAUUCAUGUCACUCGCCUCUCUAAUGCCCGACGAAAGUGCACUGGAUUUUGCCUCCUGUAUGCUUCGACCAGGAAUCAAAAAUGCUCAUGAACUGGCAUGUGGUGUCUGCUUACUAAAUGUAGACUCCAGAAGUAAGGCUUUUAACUCGAACACUGAUCAUUUUAAACUUUCUUAUGGAGGUCACCAAUAUCACGCAAGCUGUGCAAAUUUCUGGAUUAACUGCGUGGAGCCCAAACCUCCCGGCCUUAUACUGCCAGAUCUGUUGUAAUUUAUUCUGACUUUUGUUUUUUUUUACACAAGGGAAAUACUACUGCAGGCUGCUGCCUGGAAUCUCAUCUAUCUGAAAAAAACACUGCUUGAUGAAGGCAGUUUUUUUCUGAGUUUUUCAUGGAAUGUUCCUGUUCUUUGCACUGCCACUUAUAUGAUGCACAUUCAUUCUUUUUAUUGCAGACUUGAUCUAAUGUUAUAAAUCUUUUUAAUUUAAUUUAUGUGAAAUCAUAGACUGUAUUUGUUUGUUGCACAUUAGUGAUUCUAAUAUUUCUGUUAGCUCUGUUACUGUACUUCUAAGUAUUGUGAAUAGAGGGGUUAAAUGAGACACACAUGUAAUUAUUACUUACAUCCAAGUCACUCUUUCUACUUACCAUCCUACACUAAGCACUUUCUCUGCUCUGUAUGUAGUUGAAGAUUUCCUUUUUCAACUAAAUAGGGGAAUCAUCCAGUGCAGUAGAGUAGACUGUAGAUUAAAGUGGUUGUGCUGGGCUUCCUCAUAUCUUGAAUUUUAGCAAUGGGGUGGAGAGUAGAGAAAUGUAUACGCUUGGUGGAUUUUAAGAUGUACUUAAUUUUUCCAAGUGAAGUUGCUGAACAACCAACUCGUAUUUAUGUAGAAAGAAAAUAAGGGACUGUUUUUAAAAGCAGAAAAUCCAGCAAGGAGUUUCUAUUAAAAUGCAGAUACAAGAUUCGGGCAUAGAAAAUUUGGUAAAUAUGUAGUGAAUACAACACCAUAGAGAGAUUUACUUUUUAUAGUUAUUUUUCAGUGCAAUCAAUGCACCUUACAAUGCGUAUGACCCCUUUGGGUUGCUAUAAAUGUUCCAACAACCCAGUGAAAUGUGGCGGCAAAAAUUUGACUAUUAGCCCAGGUUAACACUGCUGCGGGAUUGAAAUUGCGCGAGUUAAGAUAAACAGGCGCAAUUUCGUACCCGCAUGUCAGUCCGACUUGCGGGUUGCUGCACAGAUGUUUAUUGAAAUCGCACCCAAAGUCACCAAAAGUAGUACAGAAAUUACUUUUGGGAAUCGGUGCAGCGUCGCGCCGAUUUGGACGGUGCCAUUGCCGGCAAUAGCUGCUGAUUUGGCAUGUGAUGUGACAUGUCAGAUCGCAUCAAUGUGAACCUAGGUUUAACGGGGUGAUAAUGAGGGCUGUUGCAAAAUCUGUGCUAUCUGCACAUGCACAACCUCUGUUCGUUAGAAGGUUCAUAUGGAAAGAGCAGCAUGCUUCUUCAGCCUAGAUGAAUUCUGUGUACAUCACUUUUUUUUAUUUUAUUUAAAGGGGUUGUAAAGGUACAAUUUUUUUCCCCCUAAAUAGCUUCCUUUACCUUA